AGAACAAGGAGCGGGAGCGUCAGCAGCGUCGGGAGUGGGAAAGGAGAGGACGCAAAGAGGAAAAGAAAAAAUGUAGAAAUGCAGGAAAGAAGGGGGAGAAGGAAGAUAGAGAUAGCAAGAAGCCGCCCGUGACUCUGGACUGGGAGGAAAAGGAGAAAUGCAAAUGGAGGGAGGACAUGAAGAAGUGGAGGGAAGAAGUGAAGGAGGUGAUGAAUUAUUUGAGGGAGGUGAAAGGGUGGAGGGGGGAUUUGAGACAGAUGAUGGGAGAGAUGAAGAAAAAGCUCAGGGAACAGGGGAAGUUGAUGAGGGGGGAGGUGGAGGAGUUGAGAAGAGAGUGUGGAGCGAGAGGAGAAAUGGAAUGA
This is a messenger RNA of Temnothorax curvispinosus, 362 nucleotides long. RefSeq names its product trichohyalin-like. The record is from RefSeq and is a predicted model, not a curated record. Lineage: Eukaryota; Metazoa; Arthropoda; Insecta; Hymenoptera; Formicidae. The annotation marks the transcript as partial. The transcript has a single exon.